UUUACUCCUUUUGCUCAUGAUAAGCCAAGUUCAAGUUUAUGCCAAAAUGAAAGAAAACUUCAACAAAAUUAACGAGACCAAAACGGUAAAUGUGAAAACAGUGUUGUUCAGAGAAACCGACAGUUUCAGAGAUUGCUGGGCACACAGAGAUACUUCAUUAUUAAUAACUCGUUUCCAAAUGCAAAUGUUGAUUCCUAGUGAAAAGCCUAAUGAAAUUAAAAUACUUUUAGAGUAUCUGACGUUGUGUCUAUCGGUAAUAGUACAAGAGAGCAAGAAUCUUGACAAAUUGAAUAAAUCAAUUUUAACAGAAGCCUUGAGCGAUGUUUUAGGAGGCUAUAUCAACAGCUAUGGACUGCCUUUUGUUUACAAAAUGCUUUAUGAAGGUAAGGCUAAAAUGACGAUGAUUGAAAAGUUAAUAGAUUUAUCUGAAAAUUUUAAAAGUAGACUUGAUACCAAUGGCAGAGGCUGGACUUUGCCAGUCCAAACAGAAAGUUUUUUAGACAAUGUGAAGCCAGCCAAAAUAAUAUGUAAUGCAUAUUUUGAUUUUUGUGAUACAUUGAUAUUUGAUGGUUCAACACUUUCAACAAAGAAUAGAACACUUUUUGAGAGUUGUGAAAUGUUUUCAAGUAUUCCUCUUCCAAUUCUCGAUAAUAUUUGCAAACCAAAUGCUAUUGCGCUUCCGACAAAAGGUUUGACGCUUACAAAUUUAAAUCAAUUUUCAGCAGCUAAGCCAAUUCUAACUGUAUACUAUAGAUCCGUAAUAUGUUGCGGCAAUAUGAUACAGAUGAAUUCUAAAAUUGACUGUACAAAGGAACGAGCAAAUUUUGUGAACAAGUUUUAUAAUUGGUUGGAUACGGUUCUAGUUACUCUUCUAAAAGACAAUGUAUGCCAUCCACCUUUAAUCGGGAUUCUAAAACUGAAAAAGACAGUGAACCAAUAUAUGAGAAAUGAAAAACACGAUUUAGAAAUUAGCAAAACCAGAAGUAAAGAGAACAUAAGAUACAACUCAAGAGAUUCCGCAGUUGGCCAUUUUAUAUAUUUUAUAAUUUCUUUUUUCAUAACUGGGCUGUUCUGGUCAGUAAUUUUCUCUUUUAAACUCAUAUCUGACAGAGGUCAGGAUGAAGACGAACAUAUCCAAGCAAUAAGAUUCCAUGAUAGUAUAAUAGAUGACAGUCCUGAAGAAUCCAACACUGACGUUAGAACAAGGAUAAAAUUUACAGAGAGUUUUGCCAAUAAACACACUGAGGAUGUAACUGCGCUAUAUUUGUUUGAAUGCAAUCAGAAGCACUAUCAAAGUGAAUUUUCAAAUGAUGGUUAUGAUACAGACUUUUCAGCCACUAAUUAAUAAGAAAAUCUUAUUUAUCAUUCAAGAAAAUAUGAGUGAUAACAAUUGACAAACACAGUGCCAAUCUUGCUGGAUACUGUAGUUUGUUUGAAAUUGUAGGAGAUUCAUUCCUAGCUAAGCUAUAUGAGAAAGAAAGGAUCAAGUAUAAAAUGCUUCAAGUAAUUUAAAAAAAGGAGGCGAUUUACAAAAAGUAGCUUACUUGAGCAACUACAAAGCCGUCAUAAUUUGCAGAAAACUAACCUAUAUAUGAGUUGAAAAAGGAAAGGAGUAAAAUGAUUGAAGAAAUAUAGAGAAAAAGGGCGUGAGCCAUAAAUGUGGUACUGUAUGUUUAUACUUAUGACAAGUUGAUACAGAGAGAAAAUGAUGAUGAUGUAAAAAAAAAAAAAAUAGAAUAGCCUAAGUAAUGAUCCAUUGAAAUUGAAAAUAUCAGCUAAAAUAUAAUGAUAGUCUAGCCGUGAAUGGUUCAUCAAGAAAAGAUAUAUAUAAGAAAUGAAGGUCGAAGAACCAGAGACAAGGAAUUCAUAUCAGAAAAAACCAACCAACAAAAUAUUCAAUCUCUUCCGGAUAAGAAACAAUUUUUUGUUAUAAAUGUAAUCUAUUUUAAAGUCUUUUUUGUCAAAUACAAUACUGCAAGAUUACUUGAUUUUUGAUGCACUACUGAUUGUUUUCAUAUAAAAAUUCUGUUCUGGGACUUUUAUAAUCUAGGAUUUAGGCCUAAAGCAGGUUGUAUAAGAUAGGUGUUAAUCAUUAAAUAAAACAAUUUAGUGUACUGAAAA
Molecule: messenger RNA, 2121 nt
Organism: Nilaparvata lugens (brown planthopper)
Lineage: Eukaryota; Metazoa; Arthropoda; Insecta; Hemiptera; Delphacidae
Exons: 1
Coding region: 17-1345 (442 amino acids)
Source: RefSeq, a predicted model, not a curated record